Molecule: messenger RNA, 1610 nt
Organism: Salvia hispanica
Lineage: Eukaryota; Viridiplantae; Streptophyta; Magnoliopsida; Lamiales; Lamiaceae
Source: RefSeq, a predicted model, not a curated record
AUAAGGCCAUUGUUUCUCCCAAAUACCCUUCCUCACUUCAUCAUUUUGAAUUUCAGAAUGAGAUAAGGAAAGCCCCAAAUCGCUGAGAUAAGGAAAACUGCCCAAAGCCUUGAACUCCAAUUUGCCGUUUGAGCACUCGUUGUGUUUCACAAGGCAUUCUAGCCCACCACAAGAAAAUUCGUAUAUCUGGCUUUGAAUUUAGGCGAUCCGGAGAAACAAUUUCCCAUUAUGUUCAUCUUGUUUUGAGAGCGAUCCUCCGGCUUCAUGGCAUUCUACUGCCUCAACUAGAGCCAGUGACUGACAAUUGUGUUGAUUCUCGUUGGAAACAUUUUAAGGGGUGUAUUGGCGCCUUGGACGGGACCUGUAUAAAUGUCCUCGUUAGUAAUGCGGAUAAGCCGCGUUAUCGAACGCGGAAGGGCCAAAUCUCGACCAACACUCUUGCAGCCUGUGACCGCAGAAUGAGAUUCAUAUAUUUUCUUCCCGGCUGGGAGGGUUCAGCCGGUGAUUCCCGGGUGCUUAGAGAUGCUGUUAGUAGAGAAGGGGGAUUGAGGGUUCCCAAAGGAAAUUACUUUUUGUGCGAUAAUGGGUAUGCAAACUCUGAAGGUUUCUUGACCCCAUACAAGAAUGUUCGUUAUCAUUUGAAAGAAUGGGGUGAUGGCAAUCAAAGACCGCAAAAUGCGCGGGAAUUGUUCAAUCUGCGUCAUAGUAAAGCUCGUAAUAUUAUCGAGCGAGCCUUUGCCGUUCUUAAGAUGAGAUGGGGCAUUCUUCGCAGCGCGAGUUUUUAUCCGAUUAAGAUCCAAAUUCGGAUGAUUAUGGCAUCCUUCUUAAUCCAUAAUUUCAUACGUGGUGAGAUGCUGAACGACCCAAUCGAACAAGAACUUGAUGGUGCACCCCAUAAUCUAGUCAAUGAGGAGGCUGAUGGUGAUGUUGAAUACGUUGAUCAAGUCAAAACAAGUCUAGCGUGGACUCAAAUGAGGGAUGAUCUGGCUAAUUCUAUGUGGACUAAUCAGCCACAUGGCGACCUCCGCUGACGGAGGAGAUAUGAUACCCGAGUGUCUUUGUGGCGGGGGCAAGAUGUCGUUGUUCUGUGCUGGACCAGAUGCAAAGCACAACGGCAGAUGGUACUACAAAUGCCCCAUCAAUUCAAAACAUUCGGGCUAUUUCUUAUGGUGUGACGACUAUCACAGUAAACAUGGAGAUGGGAAGAUGCCAAAUUACGUAUUGAAUCAAGUUUAUCGUCCAGCUAAAGCAGAAGACAUCAGUGUUUCUGAGGCCAAAAUAAGCACGCCUGUAACUACAGAAGUCAGCAGUGCUUCUGAUACCAAAAGAAGCGCGUCUGUAACUGCAGCUGUUUGUAGUGGUUGUGCCCGAUGUGAAGCUGAACUCCGGAUGAACUAUGUGUUGUGUUUCAUUGGUCUAAUGUUGUUAUUGCUAGGAAUUGUGUUAGGAAAAUUGUUCUAGGGUAACUGACUUGUUAUUUUCAUUUUCGACUAUGUCUCGGCAUUUUUGUCGCCUAUGUAUGGUUGUUGUUAGAAACUGUAUUUUGUCAAUGGUAGACACUUAUGUGGAUGAACUUGAAUGGAGGCAGCAGGUUAUAUUCGCUUGUAUUA